Messenger RNA from Saprolegnia parasitica CBS 223.65, 1104 nucleotides. RefSeq lists its product as hypothetical. Lineage: Eukaryota; Oomycota; Saprolegniomycetes; Saprolegniales; Saprolegniaceae. Gene Ontology annotation, molecular function: protein binding. The record is from RefSeq and is a predicted model, not a curated record. Gene Ontology annotation, biological process: protein homooligomerization. Bases 1 to 1104 code for a protein of 367 amino acids. The transcript is spliced from 2 exons.
AUGGGCGACGACUGCGCCAGCUUGGCAGCGCGGAUCGCGGCACUCCGCGGUAUGCCACGAAGCGAUGCUGUGGACGAGAUGGAUGCAAACGUGGACACAUUGGCCGCCAAGGAAGAGGCGCUGCGUGGGCAGGAAGCGCAUAUCGACGCGCAGCUCGAGCUGCUCGGCCGCCUUCGCACGCCACGCCGCCGCCGCAUGGGCCUCGACCAAGCGACCGAGUUGGUCACGCUCAACGUUGGCGGCACCCUGUUUACAACUGCGCGCGAGACACUGCGUCGCGUGCCUGGGAGCUACUUUGAUUUGAGGCUCGCCUCGGAUGCGUGGCAACCGGACGAGGAUGGCGCGUACUUUUUAGAUGUGGAUGCCAAGCUUUUCUCGCAUGUCAUGCGGUUCCUGCGCACGGGGACGCUUUCCUUGUAUGGGCUCGACGCGUCGGACGUGUCGGACCUAAGUGUGAUGCUCGACUACCUGCAAAAGGAUGUUCUUAUAGCUAAGGACCCGUCGCCGCCCACGCCCCCCGUGCUGCACUGGGAUCCAAAGCACUCGACCGUGUCGAUCCUCUUCUCCGAGAGCACGACUCUGGCGUCGCAAGUGAGUCGUCGUGUGAGCAUCGCGAUCGCGUCCCAGCCCGUAGCGACGUUUGCCGUGAGUGUCAAGCUCGGGAGUGCCAUUGACAUUGGGUUUAUACUAUGGCACCUGUCGCUGCCCGUGCCCGACCUAGACGAGCCCCUCCGCGUCUGGUUCUUCAGCUGCGAGAAGGGCGAGAUUUACUCGCAUGGCCAGAGUCGGACAAAAAUCGUGUUGGGUCCGACGAAACCGCCGCGCGCGAUCUUACUGCACAUGACGUGGCCUCACCAGAAGCAGCGGAUCUCGUUCGCCAUCAACGGGAUCACGCUUCCCGCACGCCUCGCGUGUUCGCCCACGACCGACGGGCUGCUGUAUCCGAUGGCGCGCUUUGCCGGUGGAGCCACGUGCACCAGAGGUGGCAACGUACCAAAGACCCCGCGUCAGUCGACACCUCGCGUCAGUCAGCACUUCUGGUUUUUUAUCACCAGCUACCGCCUCGCGUUGGUGGUCCUGCGCCUCGCGCUCAAGCUGUGUUGA